AUCGUAAGCCCUGCCCUAUAAAUGAAACUUGAGCCCUAUGCGUGGCGUUGGCUUUCACUGAAAGCUUCUAUCGGGACCGUGUAACAGAGGAACACAAAGCUCUCAAUUCUGCUGCUUUUACGGAAAAUUGAUUAGAGUUGUUGGUUAGACUUUGUGUGAGGCGCUUGUAAAAUGUCGGGGCACCUUCGCUUGGUUGGAAUUCUGCUGUGCGGAGUAUUUGCUCUUUCAAGCGCGGAUGUAUCUUUAACAUUUAGUCAAAGAGUCAUCUCCGCUGGCAAGAACUUGGUUAUAAAAUGUACGAUAUCUGGAGAACAGUUCCAGGGGUGGUACCGAGGGGGAAGCAAGAUCCCCACCGACUCCUCCCAGACAAAAUAUGUGUCAAACCCCACAUCUGGGGCAUACCAGCUUCACCUCAACAAUAUCGUCGUCGCGGACGGGGGAGAGUAUAUCUGCCGUGGAAAUAGAGGGAGCAAAACUUUCCAGUUAUACGUUGAUUUUACGACAACUCAUGUCGAGUUGAUUCAAUACCUGCGGAUCAGUAACGCUGACAUGAUCGACAUCGAUGUGUACGGUUACCCCAAGCCAACGUUCGUGUGGACGAAGAACGGCCAGCCCUGGAACCCCAAUGAAGGGCGCUUCUCCACGCAGGACGGUGGCUCUGUCAAGUUUUCUCGAGUAGAGAUAUCGGACCAAGGGAACUACACCUGCACGAUAGCUGUGGACACGCUUGGGCUGAGUUCCGUGAAGAAGAUUGAAGUUAUUACAUUUGAGCCCCCGCGCCUUAUUGAGCGACCCGCCCCGUUCAAUCGCCUCUUGACCGUCGGCUACAACACGACGUUUCACUGCAAGGCCGAAGGCUACCCCAAACCCAAGUAUCGCUGGUUAAAUCAAAUCAUGCGUGAGGUGGAUUUGUCGAAUCCCCGGUUUACCGUGGCCGACGAGUACUUCCACAUCACAAACAUUCAGCUUAGUGACGUAGGGAACUACACGUGCGUGGCUUAUAACAUCAGGGACUACUCCGACAGUGCGAGCGCAGAGAUCUCCAAGGUCUACGUUCGCCCCUCCAUCAAGCCCAUGUAUGACGAAGUUGUCGAGAUUGACGAACAGGCGUAUCUUGACUGUGUGGGGGAGGGGAACCCGUUACCGGAAGUGAGAUGGAUUAGAGACGGACGUUACGAGCGACGACAACAGAUCACCCUGGGCGGACGACGCUCACGGAUCUACAUCCAGGACGUAAGACUAGAGGACGAGGGGCGGUACACGUGCGAGGCACGUAACAACGCACGUGAUCAGGAAGGGCACCCUAUCGUCGCCACCGAAGAAAUCGGGCUAUACAUCAAAUCAUUACCCCGCUUGAACAAAAAGGGAACACCACUGACCGUGUACUCGUAUCUGGGUAACCCUAAGCCAGUGUUUAUCAGAUGUCGUUUCGAUGGCUACCCAUUCCCCAACGUCACAAUCUGGUUUGACAACAAGCAGAUCGCAAACGGCACGGAGUUCGCCAUGUUCGAUAUCAUUACCAACGAGCUUGAGGACUUCGGCGACUAUCUCUGUUGGUCUUGGAACAUCCACGGAUCCAAAAACGUCACAGUCAAGCUAACCCACGCUAGAGAACCAAGCAGACCGGUCAAUGUCAAGGCUAACGUGACCUGUAGCCGGGUAACGCUAACCUGGGACCCGCCCAUUGACGACGGGGGGAUGGAGAUUAUGCAGUACGUGAUAGAAUACGAUGGGAAGAUCUUCAACACGGAAGACACCUACCCCAAGUACUACAUCACGAACCUGAAGCGAGACACGAUGUACGACAUCAAGAUAUGGGCGAGGAAUAAGAUGGGAAAAGGAAAGAAUAACUACGAAACUGUCAGCAUAAUCACCCAAAAAUACUGCCCUCCCAGUCGCCCUAUUAUCUGGUUCCCGUAUGAGAAGGUGAUUGACGACACCGCGUUCUUCCUCAAGUGGCAUGAGCCCGAGUCAAACGGCGGGGACCCGGAUGUUCGUUAUAAAGUGGUGGUGUCUGAAGAUCUGGACGAGGGGCCUUUCGCCAUCAAGACAGAGUUCACAGCUUUAAGAGAGUACUAUGUAGACGAGCUAAAGUUUGGUCAGCGGUACCAGCUUGAAGUGUUUUCCUACAACAAGGCGGGCAUGAGUGAGCCUGCGAUCGCGUACUACUUUAUACCCAACGAAGGAGUGACCCGCGUCACUGGGACGCCACAGAUUGGCCCAACUGCCGGCAAACGAAGUUCCGCUUCUGCAAUCACGUCAUGCCUCGCGCUUAUUACCAUCCUCGUUACCAUGGCAACACUCACAUAACUUGUGACGUCAUCAAGCGUUUGCCAAUAUCUCUAGAUUCCAAACGUGUUAGCAAUCCUCCUGCAUGGUGUUUCCUGUGAAUUGGUGUUUGAACACGUAUUCUUUGUAAAGAUACACCUAUUUUUAUAAUGUGCUCGAAUAUACCAUGGUGUAUAUCGCGUACAAACCAAGAAAUAAUGACCUGGGUAACGUAAUUAACGUAACGCUGACAUGGCUUUUAACUCAACAAAGUUUUAAAGUAACACUCAGUAUAAUGCAUUGAUGCAACCUUACACAAGGCAAAGUAGCUAAUGGAUUAUCGAACGUCUGGAAAGUUGUAGCCAAGCAAUUCGUAUGUGGUGGUGUAAAAUCUCACGAAGAUUUAAGUCUUGCAAGCGAUAGCAAUUUAAUGUUAUGUUGUGAUAAGACUUGAUUCUGCAGAAGGAUCGUGGAGAAUUGAUGCUAUGAUGUACUGUUUGCUAUAUUUGAGCGUCGGUGUUAUAGUUUUGCCUUGAUAUUCAAUAUAUAUGUUUACGAACAGAACUUUAAGAGACAGGCCUAAUGCAGGUCAACCUACUUUUUGUAAAAUAGUUUUUAACACAACAUUUAAACAUACCUUCCGUCGGUAUCAUUGAUUCAUGGUUUUACUUUCUCGGGGCGGUUGGGGAGGUUUUUAUUUUUACAAGCAUCAGCGGCUUGUACAUUCGUCUAAUUUAAUACUCGCUAAUUAUUAUUUUUAUCUUAAACUCAUAGUGUUCUUAUAAAAUUAUAUCUCAGUAAAAUAAUAAUUUUAAUAAUGCAAACUCACGAGAUUUAUAAAAGACAGCAAUUGAUGUAGAAAUUAUCGAAUUUAGAAUAAUGGACUGCAUGCACUUAAUUAUAUAAUUUCGGAUUGUGUGAUUUAGGAUUAAUAUUAUCAUAUAUAGUAAUAAAAUAAUUUUUCACUUA
Molecule: messenger RNA, 3237 nt
Organism: Nematostella vectensis (starlet sea anemone)
Lineage: Eukaryota; Metazoa; Cnidaria; Anthozoa; Actiniaria; Edwardsiidae
Product: hemicentin-1
Exons: 11
Coding region: 172-2310 (712 amino acids)
Molecular function (GO): protein binding
Source: RefSeq, a predicted model, not a curated record